CGUCUAUAUAAAGAAUCGGAACGCUUCUUGCGCAUUUAUUUUCAAAUAAGAGCUCAUAUAAGAGAGAACUGAGAAUUGAAAUAUAUUGUGUUAACAUUGAUUUAUACUAAGACAAAGAAUUACAUAAAUUUGGAAUAGAAUUAAACUAAGUGAUCAUCAUGCAGAUCUUCGUCAAGACUUUGACUGGUAAAACUAUUACUCUAGAAGUUGAGGCAUCAGACACAAUCGAAAAUGUAAAGGCAAAGAUCCAAGACAAGGAAGGCAUCCCUCCAGACCAACAGCGUCUCAUUUUCGCCGGCAAGCAGUUGGAAGAUGGCCGCACUCUGUCUGAUUACAAUAUCCAGAAAGAAUCGACACUCCACUUAGUACUGCGUCUGCGAGGUGGUAUGCAGAUCUUCGUCAAGACCUUGACUGGCAAAACAAUUACUCUGGAAGUAGAAGCUUCAGACACAAUCGAAAAUGUAAAAGCUAAGAUCCAAGACAAGGAGGGCAUCCCUCCAGACCAACAGCGUCUCAUUUUCGCCGGUAAGCAGUUGGAAGAUGGCCGAACUCUGUCUGAUUAUAAUAUCCAAAAAGAAUCUACACUCCACUUAGUACUGCGUCUGCGAGGUGGUAUGCAGAUCUUCGUCAAGACCUUGACCGGCAAAACAAUCACUCUCGAAGUUGAAGCGUCAGACACAAUAGAAAAUGUAAAAGCAAAAAUUCAAGACAAGGAAGGUAUCCCUCCAGACCAACAGCGUCUCAUUUUCGCCGGUAAGCAGUUGGAAGAUGGCCGCACUCUGUCUGAUUACAAUAUCCAAAAAGAAUCUACACUCCACUUAGUAUUGCGUCUGCGAGGUGGUAUGCAGAUCUUCGUCAAGACCUUGACUGGCAAAACUAUCACUCUCGAAGUUGAAGCGUCAGACACAAUCGAAAAUGUUAAAGCUAAGAUCCAAGACAAGGAAGGUAUCCCUCCAGACCAACAGCGUCUCAUUUUCGCCGGUAAGCAGUUGGAAGAUGGCCGCACUCUGUCUGAUUACAAUAUCCAAAAAGAAUCUACACUCCACUUGGUAUUGCGUCUGCGAGGUGGUAUGCAGAUCUUCGUCAAGACCUUGACUGGCAAAACAAUCACUCUCGAAGUUGAGGCUUCAGACACAAUCGAAAAUGUAAAAGCAAAAAUUCAAGACAAGGAAGGUAUUCCUCCAGACCAACAGCGUCUCAUUUUCGCCGGUAAGCAGUUGGAAGAUGGCCGCACUCUGUCUGAUUACAAUAUCCAAAAAGAAUCUACACUCCACUUGGUAUUGCGUCUUCGAGGUGGUAUGCAGAUCUUCGUCAAGACCUUGACUGGCAAAACAAUCACUCUGGAAGUUGAGCCCUCUGACACAAUCGAAAAUGUUAAAGCUAAGAUCCAAGACAAGGAAGGCAUCCCUCCAGACCAACAGCGGCUCAUUUUCGCCGGUAAGCAGUUGGAAGAUGGCCGCACUCUGUCUGAUUACAAUAUCCAAAAAGAAUCUACACUCCACUUAGUACUGCGUCUGCGAGGUGGUAUGCAGAUCUUCGUCAAGACCUUGACUGGCAAAACAAUCACUCUCGAAGUUGAAGCAUCAGACACAAUAGAAAAUGUAAAAGCAAAAAUUCAAGACAAGGAAGGUAUCCCUCCAGACCAACAGCGUCUCAUUUUCGCCGGUAAGCAGUUGGAAGAUGGCCGCACUCUGUCUGAUUACAAUAUCCAAAAAGAAUCUACACUCCACUUGGUAUUGCGUCUUCGAGGUGGUAUGCAGAUCUUCGUCAAGACCUUGACUGGCAAAACAAUCACUCUGGAAGUUGAGCCCUCUGACACAAUCGAAAAUGUUAAAGCUAAGAUCCAAGACAAGGAAGGCAUCCCUCCAGACCAACAGCGGCUCAUUUUCGCCGGUAAGCAGUUGGAAGAUGGCCGCACUCUGUCUGAUUACAAUAUCCAAAAAGAAUCUACACUCCACUUAGUACUGCGUCUGCGAGGUGGUAUGCAGAUCUUCGUCAAGACCUUGACUGGCAAAACAAUCACUCUCGAAGUUGAGGCUUCAGACACAAUCGAAAAUGUAAAAGCAAAAAUUCAAGACAAGGAAGGUAUCCCUCCAGACCAACAGCGUCUCAUUUUCGCCGGUAAGCAGUUGGAAGAUGGCCGCACUCUGUCUGAUUACAAUAUCCAAAAAGAAUCUACACUCCACUUGGUAUUGCGUCUGCGAGGUGGUAUGCAGAUCUUCGUCAAGACCUUGACUGGCAAAACAAUCACUCUCGAAGUUGAGGCAUCAGACACAAUCGAAAAUGUAAAGGCAAAGAUCCAAGACAAGGAAGGUAUCCCUCCAGACCAACAGCGUCUGAUUUUCGCCGGCAAGCAGUUGGAAGAUGGUCGCACUCUAUCAGAUUACAACAUCCAGAAAGAGUCGACACUUCAUUUGGUGCUCAGACUGCGAGGUGGUGUUUAAUAAUUAAAAGAAAAAUAAAUUGUUUUUGCAUUUAAAA
Vanessa atalanta (red admiral) is the source of this 2481-nucleotide messenger RNA. Its product is annotated as polyubiquitin-C-like. The record is from RefSeq and is a predicted model, not a curated record. Gene Ontology annotation, molecular function: protein tag activity; ubiquitin protein ligase binding. The coding region runs from base 159 to 2444 and encodes 761 amino acids. The transcript is spliced from 2 exons. Gene Ontology annotation, biological process: modification-dependent protein catabolic process; protein ubiquitination. Gene Ontology annotation, cellular component: cytoplasm; nucleus. NCBI's taxonomy places the organism in Eukaryota, Metazoa, Arthropoda, Insecta, Lepidoptera, Nymphalidae.